AACCCCCCUAGCACGCGCCACAGAUAUAAAGCUUUUAAAACGUGUAAAUGUGCUUAAACCGGAGCGCAACGUUAGUGUCGUUGUGUUUUUAUUGCUAGUCGAACAUUUGGUAUCCGUUUUGUCACAAUAUGACAAACGGAAUAACGGAAGGCGUCAACAAACACGACUCAUGAACGUCAUUGAACGCACCCUGGCAGAUUAACCGUACCGUGAGCAGUUUAGUUUAGGGAAAUAUCCCGCUGCAACACGUCUGACUCCAACAGCUAUUGUCCAAAUGCCCCGAAGAUUAAACAAGAGGUGUGAGGAUCAGUAAGUUUGUAGAAAGCAGCAAAGGAGAAUGGGCUUGUAGUGCAGUAACCUUUGCUUCAGCUGUUAGCUGUGACGCUAGGCUACCGUUAGCUAACGGUAACGUAAUGCCAGACGAGCCAGCGCCCUCCGCCUGGAGUAGAAGCGGCCGCUUCUGUUGCCUUAAUACUGAGCCCGAGCCCUUAGAACGGGCCCCGCAGCUGGACCCACGCGCCGAACCCACGCGCCCAUAACGUGUUUUCUGCGCUGCCACUUUUAUUUUGGAACAACAUAACUCCAGCAUGGGGAUGUGCCUACCGUGCCUUGGCGGAGCAGCGGACGACGUCGUUGUCACUCCGGACCCUGAGACGAGAAGAAGACAGUUAGCCGAGGCUGCUGAGAAGAGGCAGAAAGAGACAGCAUACAGGGGUGUUAAAAACCCAGACGCAGUGGAAAAGAAAAGAAAGAAACAGGAAGAGAUUGAGAAACAGGCGGUGACCUCUUCUGUGUCUGGUGGUGGUGGGUUGAAGUGGCAGGUGGGCUGAAGACACUGGUAAAAUUUGAAGUCUAAAGCAAGAAGUAAUACCGCAAAAGGAAGGAACUGCUGUGCAUUGAAAUCAAAUUCCUGAUUGUCUGAUGAGAUAUGGUUCAUGCAAAACAAUCUGAGGUGAGCACAGACAGAACUAGCCCCUUUGUUGCCAGGUUAUUCAAGCAAGUUUAGACCUUUUGACCAAUUGGGGAAAGAGAAGAAAAGAGCAAACACAUACAAUUGUUAUUGCAUUGAUUUUAUUUGACAAGGCUCACAGUAAGUUAUAAUAUAAGAUAACAAAAGAUUAUGAUUAGAAAAAUUCUAUGGUGCCCGUUGCCCUGUUGAGACAGAGCUUUAUCAUUACAUGGUUUCUUAGUUGAGGAUCAGUAUUUACUGUAUAUCCGUUAUUUACCAUAAAACUGAUUUAAACCAAUUAAACGAAUGACACUUGACACUUUUGGGUAAAAAUUUGCUCUGCUCUGAAAAUGUAUGGUUCAUAAGUAGGUUUGUAGAUGGCCUAGUUUUUAGUUGCUGAAUUGGUGAUUAUUAAGCACAAACGACUUACUUGACAAAUUGUAGAGCAGAUAGUGGUGAGUAAAACGACGUAACACACAUUCAGCCCCAGUAAAAGGACCACGCAUGUACGACCUAUUGCACUUUACACUUUAUGGUCUCUGCUCCUUUCAUAUACCUUUAUCUCUGUUCUAUCAAAUAUUGACGUUUGCGAAACACUAAUGUGAUGCCUGCGUAACUUAAAUAAGAUCUGAGUUCUGUUCAGAAGUUGCCAUAUGACAGAAGGAAGCUUCUGUGACACACCAAGAAUUUGUCAAUAUUUGGUGACAGCGAAUAUACUCUUACACUGUUUACAAAGGAAACAUGAAGGACAGAAGUAAGUGAAGUGUGUAUGUUGUGUGUAUUUACUUAGAUUUGCUGUACCGAGUGCUUUUCUUAAAGCCUUCACUUGACCCUUGAAUGCUUCUGGUGCUCUUGCCAUUUUGUAGAACAGAAUUUAGCCAAUGUUUGCUACAAUAAACCACAUUUCUGCUUACUAA
Betta splendens (Siamese fighting fish) is the source of this 1866-nucleotide messenger RNA. It is a transcript of the gene svip, whose product is annotated as small VCP interacting protein. NCBI's taxonomy places the organism in Eukaryota, Metazoa, Chordata, Actinopteri, Anabantiformes, Osphronemidae. The record is from RefSeq and is a predicted model, not a curated record. The coding region runs from base 588 to 830 and encodes 80 amino acids. Gene Ontology annotation, biological process: positive regulation of autophagy; negative regulation of retrograde protein transport, ER to cytosol; negative regulation of VCP-NPL4-UFD1 AAA ATPase complex assembly. Gene Ontology annotation, cellular component: endoplasmic reticulum membrane. The transcript has 4 exons.